This is a messenger RNA of Spirodela intermedia, 210 nucleotides long. The record is from the annotation of a GenBank genome assembly. Lineage: Eukaryota; Viridiplantae; Streptophyta; Magnoliopsida; Alismatales; Araceae.
AUGGGUCGUCAAAUCAUCUCCGGUGGCUGUCACCCGGUGGAGAGGAGCUGGAUGGAGGUGGGGCGCGUGUUAGAGAACUUCAUCCUUAGGUCCGUGCAACAAGAGGAGGCUCUUCAUUGCAUCUGGUACGCCCUCAAGAGGUGGCGACUCGUCUCUCGGCAGAUCAUCCUCUUCCCGAUGAUGGCUUGUUCGUCGAUCAAUCAGAGAUGA